Messenger RNA from Perca flavescens (yellow perch), 5242 nucleotides. It is a transcript of the gene col4a4, whose product is annotated as collagen, type IV, alpha 4. The record is from RefSeq and is a predicted model, not a curated record. Bases 41 to 5065 code for a protein of 1674 amino acids. The transcript is spliced from 46 exons. Gene Ontology annotation, molecular function: extracellular matrix structural constituent. Lineage: Eukaryota; Metazoa; Chordata; Actinopteri; Perciformes; Percidae. Gene Ontology annotation, cellular component: extracellular matrix; collagen trimer.
GCCUUGUCGAGGGCGGGACUUCCUCUGAGCAGAGGACAAGAUGCUGCCGACUUUCUGCUCCGCCCCCCGCAGCUACACCCGGCUCUGGUGUCUCCUGGUGAUCCUGACAGCCCCUCCAGCAGCUCUCGGGGGCGAUCUGACGGAGCCGUGCGCCGGUCGGGACUGCUCCACCUGUCAGUGUUUCCCAGCCAAAGGAGCGAGGGGCCCUCCCGGUCCUCUGGGGCGGCAGGGCCCUCAGGGGCCCCCGGGCUUCCCGGGACCCCAGGGGCCCUCGGGGGAGAAGGGCCACCGAGGAGACGAGGGGCCGACAGGACCUCGAGGACUGAAAGGAGACUCGGGAAGUGUUGGCGUUCCUGGUUUUCCCGGUUUGGAAGGAGUCCCGGGUCACCCGGGUCCGGCCGGUGGUCCUGGUUUUCCAGGUCUGGACGGAUGUAACGGAACCAGAGGAGAGAGAGGAGAGCCUGGGUAUCCUGGAAGACCUGGACCUGAUGGAGAUCCGGGUUUUCCUGGACUGAAGGGAUUUCCAGGAGAGCAAGUGCUCUCCUUCAUCCCGUACCCUGGAAUGCCUGGAGACGUCGGGCCCAGUGGAUUUCCUGGCCGGCAGGGUGAAAACGGUCUCCCCGGUCCAAUGGGAGUUCUGGGUCCUCCAGGACAGGACGGGACCAACGGUUUCCCUGGUCUGCCCGGCUUCAGGGGUUCACCUGGAGAAAAAGGUCGAUCUCUGACGGGACAGAAAGGAGACGAGGGGGAUCAGGGCCUCCAGGGGCCCCCGGGCCCGUUUGAGUACGUUGACCCACCAGAAGACCUGUACAUUAAAGGAGAACAGGGUCCUCCAGGGCCUAAAGGUGUCUGUGGAGAUGUAGGUCUGCCGGGUUUGGACGCUCUCACAGGGAUUAAAGGAGAGAAAGGGAUUUUGGGAUUUCCUGGACCCAGGGGGUUGACUGGCAGCCCUGGUAGACUCGGAGAGAAAGGAUUCAAGGGUAUUCCAGGAAGUCCAGGUCUCCCUGGUCUGAUUGGACGAGAAGGUCCUAAGGGCAUUAUGGGAGAUCCAGGUCCUAAAGGCCUCCCGCAGGACGCACACAUCACAUACACAGGUGAGGUUGGAGACCCCGGGGCCCCCGGGGAAAGGGGCCUUCCAGGAGACAUGGGCACGAUGGGAAUGCACGGCCCCCAGGGAGCCCCCGGCAGAUCCAUACCUGGCCCGCCAGGUGUUGUGGGUCAGAGGGGAGUUCCAGGAUGCAGAGGGGAGAAAGGAGAUCAAGGUCAGGUGUAUACCGGCAAACCAACACCUGGAGAACCUGGAAAACCAGGACGCCCGGGACCCAGAGGACUGAAAGGGGAACCGGGGAGUCCAGGUACUUACUGUCUUCCUGGCGCCCCAGGAGUCUCUGGAGAUCCAGGUGAACAGGGGCCCCCGGGGGCCCGGGGCUUCAUAGGGUUAAAAGGCAGUUCUGGCGAUUGUUCUUGUGGCCCCCCAGUUGAACUGAGGGGUCUCCCCGGGCCUGUGGGUUACCAGGGUUCUCCGGGGUUUUCUGGAGCCCCGGGGGCCCCGGGGCAGAGAGGAGAAUCAGGUUUGAUUGGAGACACAGGAGUGCGGGGACAACAGGGUCUUGGUGGAUUUCCAGGUAUCAAAGGGUUUAAAGGUCAGAAGGGAUAUUUCACCGUGGUGGAGUUUAAAGGUGAGAAAGGAAACAGUGGCCCACCGGGCCCUGCAGGCAGACAAGGAUUCUCAGGGAUAAGAGGACUUGAUGGGCCCCCAGGGGCCCCUGGAAACCCUGGCCCCCAGGGUGAAAGUUUCCCCAGUUUUCCUGGAGAUAGAGGCCCCCCAGGACUCUCAGGGCCAAAGGGGUUAUUGGGACCUUCAGGUCUCCCGGGGCGAGGUGUACCCGGAGCAGUAGGACAGCGUGGGAACCCUGGGGACCCGGGACCUCCAGGAAUCCUUGGUCCACCAGGGCCAAAGGGGGUUAGAGGUGACACUCUGCCCUGCGUACCCAGAAACCCUGGCCCCCCUGGAGAGAAAGGAGACACUGGAAAUGCUGGCUACACGGGACUCCCAGGUCGUCCAGGUUUUCGUGGGGUACCUGGACCUGAUGGAGCCAAAGGAGACAAAGGACAUUCUGGACUUCCUGGACCGCCUGGAAGACAAGGACCUCCAGGUUACAUUGGAGAUACUGGAGAAGAAGGACCUGAAGGCUUCAGUUACGGUGGAGAUGCAGGCUCUCCGGGGCUCCCAGGCUCUCCUGGACUCAGAGGCCCAGUGGGAGACUCUAUUGUUGGGCCCUCAGGACCCAUCGGCUUCCCGGGGAGACCAGGCUCUCAGGGACCAAAAGGAGUCCCCGGCCAACCCGGCAGCGAUGGACCACCAGGACUCCUGGGUCUGUCUGGGGGCCCCGGACCAAAGGGCCAGACAGGACAGGACGGGAUCCCGGGACCAACCGGCCCCCAGGGGCCCGCAUCUGACUUCUGUGAUGCAGGAAAACCUGGUCACAUGGGCCGUUUAGGCCCUCAGGGACGCAUAGGAUCCCCAGGUUGUGCGGGGGAGAAAGGUCUGGUUGGAGAGGACGGUCCUCCAGGUUCUGGCCCUAAAGGCUUUAAAGGGAAACCGGGCUCUCCAGGUUUGCUAGGAUACCGUGGUCCCCAGGGCUCCUCUGGCCCCUGUGGAGACUCAGGAGCACCGGGGUUCGAUGGUCAGAAAGGUCUGAUGGGCCUGCGGGGCCAGGACGGACGGCCGGGGGUCCCUGGGCGGACCGGGACACUCGGAGCCCUUGGGAGCAAGGGGGAGAGAGGGUUUAACGGGCGAGACGGAAAUCCAGGAUGUGGGGGCCCGAAAGGAGAGAAAGGCUCUAAAGGCGCCCUGGGCCCCCAAGGAGACACCGAAUUUAACCCCAUCAAAGGACCGAGAGGACCAGAAGGACCCCCCGGCAUCAUCGGCUUUCCUGGACCACGAGGAAAUAAAGGUGCGCUAGGAGCCACCGGUAAGCCGGGCGGUCCAGGCUUCAACGGACCCCCAGGUGUCGUAGGACUCAAAGGACCCCCCGGGCCCUGUGGCCAACCGGGACCUCCGGGACCACCUGGACGUACGGGACCACCAGGAUUCAUCGGCUUCCCCGGGGAGUCCGGAGAUCUGGGUAACGAGGGAUGUCCAGGGAGGGAUGGAGAACCUGGUCGCCAAGGAUGUGAUGGACCCAAAGGUGAUGAAGGAGAGUCGGUUGGUUGUUAUGGUCCACCUGGAAACAGGGGCCCUCCUGGAGACUUCGGGCCCUCAGGACCUCUUGGACCUCAAGGAGAUUUUGGAGAACCUGGUUUUAACGGCAGUCCAGGACAGAGCGGAUGCAAAGGAGAUCCAGGCGAUCGGGGGAAUUUUGGCGACCCAGGUGUGGUUGGCCCCUCUGGUCCCCGGGGCCGUUGGGGGCUCCCAGGUCUUCCUGGUAAAUCAGGGGCUGACGGUCCUCCAGGCCAGCAGGGCUGCACCGGACUGCCAGGUCCUCCUGGACCACUGGGACUUCACGGACUGGACGGGCUGAAAGGAGUGAAGGGGGACAUGGGGACCAGAGGUCUGGGUACGCCGGGUCCUCCAGGUUCUACAGGUCUUCCAGGGGAUAAAGGACCCCUGGGUCCUCCAGGACCCAUUGGUGAAUCCCAGCCCGGCUCACCUGGACCCAGAGGCCCCCCAGGAAACAAAGGACCACCAGGGCCUUUGGGACUUCCGGGUAAUUCUGGACAAGACUGUAAAGAUCCAAUUCACGGGCCCCGUGGAGAUCCUGGCUGUACAGGAGCAGAUGGAGAGCCAGGGUGUGCUGGUGACAUGGGUGAGCCAGGUCUGAACCCACCGGUUCCGGGAGAUGACGGGGACAACGGGGACACGGGGUUCCACGGGCCACCGGGUCCAAAGGGAUCCCCAGGGCUCGAAGGACCGCCAGGCAUUCCCGGAAAUCCAGGACUGAAAGGUCUGAAGGGGUCUGCAGGACUGAUGGGUCUACCUGGGGAUAAGGGUCCUGGAGGUUGCACCGGUACCCGUGGGCCUACAGGACCAAAGGGAUCUAAAGGAAUUGUGGGUCCAAAGGGGGAGAAGGGACGAGUCUCCUGCACCCCUUACCAUCCGACGCCAAAUGGCCCUCCAGGACCCCCAGGACCCCCUGGCCCCCUCGGUGAGGACGGAAAUGCUGGCCUCCAAGGAGAAAGUGGCCGGACGGGACCCAAAGGUAGGAAGGGGGACAUCGGGCCUGACGGACCAAGAGGCUCUGAGGGGCCCCAAGGUCUACAUGGAGAGCCAGGAGAGCCAGGCCGGCUGGGGGAGAGUGGAGUAGUGGGAGAGAAAGGUGAUCGUGGUCCAAUGGGUGACCCCGGCACUCCUGGAUCAACCAAAACCUUGAACUUGGGCUUCCUGUUGGUGAUGCACAGCCAAUCAAAGACGGUUCCCUCCUGUCCUCUGAACAUGAGGGUGCUGUGGACCGGAUACAGCCUGCUGUACCUGGAGGGUCAGGAGAAGGCUCACACUCAGGACUUAGGUCAGGCGGGGUCAUGUAUGCGGGUCUUUUCCACCAUGCCAUUCUCCUCCUGUAACAUGGGAACCUGCUCGUACGCCAGCCGCAACGAUAAAUCCUAUUGGCUGUCGACGACGGCGGCCGUGCCCAGUUUGCCUGUGGGCGGAGCCUCCAUCGAAGAUCACAUCAGCCGCUGCGUGGUGUGUGAAUCCCCCUCCUCUCCCAUCGCCCUGCACAGCCAGACCUCCACCCAGCCGGACUGCCCCCCCAGCUGGAGGAGACUCUGGACCGGGUACUCCUUCCUCAUGCAUACGGGCGCCGGAGACGAGGGCGGCGGCCAGUCUCUGACCUCGUCCGGCAGCUGUCUGGCAGACUUCCGGGCGCAGCCCUUCGUGGAGUGCCAGGGCCCGCGGGGAACCUGCCACUACUUUGCCAACAUCUACAGUUUCUGGCUGACCCGAGUGGAUACGUCCACUGCCGCCUCCUCGGCCUCCGACAGCUCGGCGUCCUCCUCCACGCUGACGGAGGGCUGGCAGCAGAGGGAGAGCAUCGGCAGGUGCAGCGUCUGCAUGAGGGAGUAAGAACAAGACGAGGCCGAGUCUGAGAGGAUGGACCGGACCGGACCGGACGCUUCUGUUUGUCUCUGUGAGGACACACUGUCAUGUUCAACGCUGCCAACCAAUCAAUGCUUUUCAGAUCACCACCCAGGUGUGUCUAUAGGGCGGGAAUCAUGGAUAUUUAGAGAACAAAUGUCAGAA